GCAUCAGUUAGUCAGAAACAUUAGCCCUCGCUGGUGAUUGUCACUCAAUAUGUUCAAGUACGCAACUUAUUUCUUGUACCUGUUCGUCCUGUGGGAUCCGCAGGAAGCCCAGGAAAAUAGCUGCCCCAAGGUUCCACUAAGCGAACGAAUCAAACAACGCGGAGAAUUCAGUCUCGUCGAUUUUAACACUCUGAUGAAUUCUAUUUUAAAAAACCCACACAAGGAAGUACUCGGGAAAAUUGAAGGUCACGUGGGGCACACAGUAAAUAAAAUAAAGUCUUUAGAAUCAGUAAGCCUAAACCAAUCGAAGGCUUUGCUGGAUGACUGGGAGAUGCAAAGCAAAUUAGAAUAUCUGGACGCAGCAUUGCAGAAUGCAAACAAAGCCCUGCACUGCUCACUCGAAAACAAUAAGGUCAUGUCAACUGGGAAACCCCCUCCGGAAUUCCAGAAGUUGGGCUCGAGGUAUUUUUACAUCGAGAGGCAUGUCAGGCAGAAUUGGUUCGAUGCCGCAGGAAAGUGUCGUGGGAUGGGCGGUCACCUGGCGACGCCCCAAGACGAGGAUGAACUGUACCUCAUCCGCAAACAGCUCGUAGCCAGAUGGUAUUGGCUAGACAUUAGCAACCUGGUCAAUAAGCACCAAUACAUUUCUCUGGCCUGUGGGAAAGAAGUUUCAUAUCUUAAGUGGCGAGACGGGGAACCCAAAAAGAGUUCUAAUGCCAACUGUGCUUAUUUAUACGCCGGGGAUUAUUACACAUAUCAGUGCAACGACAGAAACUUUUUCAUUUGCCAAGCUGCGUAAGAAGACCGCCCUUAGAAUUUGAUGGAACAAACUAAUCGAUUUUUUAUGUGUGUUAUAUGAUUUAUAUGUCACUUGUAGUAUUAAUAUUGAGUGUAAAUAUAGCCGCCAAAGAAAUAUUCAAAUGUUUAAUAUAAGGACUUUUUCACUACUUAUGUAGUGACUUUCAACCACGAGUUGAUGAUGGCACCACCCCCCUGAUAAGUCCGUAUAUUCAAGAUUGGCCGAUCGGGUUAACAAGCUGGCCGCGUGCAAAUGAUGCUAUUAAAGUGGCAUUUAAAAUUUAAGUUGCAGUUAAAUCGCGCCUCUCCCUCUCCUCCACCAACCUAUCCUGGCCAGCGUUUCGCUAAGCUUUCCUCUUGGCCGCAAGACGAAGCCAUUUCUUUGAGCCACAAAACGAAAGAACAACAAUGGCAACUGCAGAAACGAUCCACAGAAGAAAAUUUAGAUAAAAUAUGUACGAAUCUUAUUGCCUAAAAAAUAUAAAAAUAAUUAAUAUA
Molecule: messenger RNA, 1296 nt
Organism: Drosophila yakuba
Lineage: Eukaryota; Metazoa; Arthropoda; Insecta; Diptera; Drosophilidae
Product: accessory gland protein Acp29AB
Exons: 1
Coding region: 50-799 (249 amino acids)
Molecular function (GO): signaling receptor activity
Source: RefSeq, a predicted model, not a curated record